AUGAUUGAUGAUGAACAGCUGGGGUUUCUUGCCAAUUUUCUAGGCAUUUUAAUAUUUGCGCUGGUUAUUGCUUAUCAUUAUGUGACGGCUGACCCAAAGUAUGAAGGGAACUGAAAAAAGGGUAUCCAUAAAAACUAAUUUAUGCAACUUUUAGAUAAGAACUUGUAGAUUUUACUUCUGGAAUAUUACUAAAUAUUGGCAUUUAGUUGAUUUUUCUUUAAGAUUUAUAGCAUAU
This is a messenger RNA of Hibiscus syriacus, 235 nucleotides long. Its product is annotated as dolichyl-diphosphooligosaccharide--protein glycosyltransferase subunit 4A-like. Bases 1 to 114 code for a protein of 37 amino acids. NCBI's taxonomy places the organism in Eukaryota, Viridiplantae, Streptophyta, Magnoliopsida, Malvales, Malvaceae. The record is from RefSeq and is a predicted model, not a curated record. The transcript has a single exon.